Cryptomeria japonica (Japanese cedar) is the source of this 3426-nucleotide messenger RNA. RefSeq lists its product as uncharacterized. Gene Ontology annotation, cellular component: nucleolus. Gene Ontology annotation, biological process: ribosomal large subunit biogenesis; ribosomal large subunit export from nucleus. Bases 403 to 2859 code for a protein of 818 amino acids. The record is from RefSeq and is a predicted model, not a curated record. NCBI's taxonomy places the organism in Eukaryota, Viridiplantae, Streptophyta, Pinopsida, Cupressales, Cupressaceae. The transcript has 15 exons.
CCGUCUACAAUAUUGUAGGUUCGAUGAGCAGGCAACUGUACGAUCAUUAUAUUUAUAGCUGCACAAGUUGCUUAAUUUUCAAUACACAGUAGAAAAAUAUUCACUGCAAUUUUCCUUUGCACAGUAAACAGACCAUAUUUAAACCUUUUUCAGUUUCAAGAGCAGCAGCCUGUAUCAGUGCAGAAUGUUUUCUUCACAUAAUUUUUCUCCGUCCGCCGUCAUUAACAGUAAACAAUCCAAUGCAAUAGUGAUACACAGUUCUCCAAAUAAAUCAAUACAACUCCUGAAACGAGUGAUUCCUUUUUUGUAAAUUGAAUAAACCCUAAACCCCUAUUUCCUCAGCUCAAAUUUUUAUAAAUUCAAAUUUUGCGGUCUGCUACGAUUUGGUUGCAGCCGCCAAAAAUGGUGGUCUUACAAAUUCCAGGAGGCGUCGAUGCAUCCACAAACCUAAGUGCAUCCGGGCUGAGUGCUGAGAAAUUAAGCCUACCGUCUCUGCAAUCACGCAUGAAAUGUGAUCCCCAGGGCUACGAGAGUGAGCUUUUAUUGUUGGUACGCCACUUUGAGUCAUGUCUCGCUGUAUUUCGGCAACACGCCGCUUUGAAGUCGGCAUCCAUGGGUGGCGACCCCGGCGCAGCCAAGGAGCUUGGAGAAUUGACUUUGUUUUUGGCCCACGUUGCGCCUUCUUAUCCUCAGCAUCUCGCUCAUUUUCCCAAAGAGCUUGCUGAGUUGCUGCAGGCGAGCGGGCAUUCGCUUCCUUCUGGUUUACGAAGGCAAAUUACACAGGCUCUGAUUCUUCUCAUGAAUCGGCAGACGAUCGAACUUGCAGAAACGUUACCUCUCUUUGUGAUGCUUCAAACGCUUGAGGACAGGGAAUUAAAGAACCUUGCAUUUUCUCACAUUGUCCAAUAUGUUCGACGCAUGAAUCUUAAACAUAAAAAUGAUGUUAAGAAUUGUGCAUUGCAGAGUAUUCUCUUUAAACUUUUGCAGGAAGAGCAUGAAUCAAAGGCAAAGAGCGCUCUUGCAGUACUGUGUGAUCUUCAUCGUCGCAAGGUGUGGUUUGAUGAGAGGACUGGGAAUGCUAUAUGUAUUGCUUGUUUCCAUAAAUCCUCCAAGAUCAUGGUAGCUGCACUCUCUUUUAUACUUGGCUAUGAACAGAAUGUUGAAGAUAAUGAGGAUGAAGACUCAAGUGGUGAUGAAGAUAUCGCUAAGCAGAAACCUCAAGUGAUUCUAAGCAGAGAAGCAGUCUACAAGGCACAUCACAAGGGUACGACAAAAAGCAAAAAGAAAAAACAAGCAAAAUUACAACGGGUUAUGCGUGGUCUCAAAAAACAAAAUCGCGUUCAAUCUGAGAGUGUUGAUUGGGGUAGCUAUUCACCUCUUCGACAUCUGAAAGAUGCACAGGCCUUUGUUGAAAAGCUUUUUUCUCGCCUUCAGACAUGUAAUGAGCGAUUUGAGGUUAAAAUGAUGAUGAUGAAAGUGAUUGCUCGGGCAGUGGGGCUCCAUCAAUUGAUUUUAUUAAAUUUUUAUCCAUUUCUUCAAAAGUAUGUUCAGCCUCAUCAACGGGAUGUAACACAACUUUUGGCAGCAGCAGUUCAGGCCUGCCAUGAUAUGGUACCUCCUGAUGCUGUUGAACCAUUAAUGAAGCAAUUGGUGAAUCAAUUUGUACAUGACCGAGCCCGUACUGAGGUCAUUGCUGUUGGUCUAAAUGUUGUAAGGGAAAUGUGCAUUCGCAUGCCGUUGUUGAUGACCGAGGAUUUACUUCGGGACCUUGUACUUUAUAAAAAAUCACAUGAGAAGGCAGUAUCAGCGGCAGCUCGUUCCCUUAUUGGCAUAUUCAGACAAAUCUGUCCUACAUUAUUAGACAAGAAAGAUCGUGGGCGCAUGGUUGAUAGAAUGUCAAAGCCUAGAGCAUUUGGAGAAAAGGUUGUUUCUAGUAACAUCCCUGGUGCUGAACUAUUACUUGAAGAUCAGGUUUCUUCCAGUGAAGGUGGAAGUGAGGAUGAAGAUGAUGUAGUUGAAGGCAAUGUACAGCCAUCAUCUGGUGGGAGUGAUAAAGAUGUAAGUGAUGACAUAGAUGAGGAAGGAACUGAGGAUGAAAAUGAAGAUGAGAGCAGGUAUAGUGUUGUGGGGUCUGACACAGAUAAUGAGGAAGCAGCUUGUGAAGAAGAUGAAGUAUACACAGACCUUGAUAAAGAAGUAGGGUCUUCACAGGAGGAGCUAUCCAUUGACGGAGAGAGUGAAUCUGAUCAGGAAAAUGGUUCUGAUAUAGAGGGCGAGGCUUCCCAUUUACAGUCAGAAACUAAAAAGAGGAAGUUUAGUGAACCUAAAACAGAUAAAGAUAUAUCAGGGCAGAGCCUCCGGGCUUUGAAGAGGUUUACUGCUGAAAAAACUGUAAAGUCUAGUCUUGUCAAUUUUGUGGGCCAGGACGAUGGUAUUUUUUCAAACGAAGAUUUUCAACGCAUCAAAGAACUUCAGGCAAAGAAUGUGGCAAAACAAGCAAUGUCUGAGCAUGGAAUGGUGAAAGCUGGUAGUGGAAAAGGAAUGUCUGUAAAAUUGCCCAGUUCUGAGCAUCUAAGUGAGCACCCUGUAAAUCCUGCAAAAUUUGAGGUUAAUAUACAUAAAAGGAAAAACAAAGAGGAGAGGCUGGCUAUUGUGAAAGCUGGACGAGAGGAUAGAUUGAAAUUUGCUUCUCGCACAGCUGUAAAGCAGAAAAAGACUGGAGGACUCAGCAACCGGCAGAAGGAACGGAAGAAGGGAAUGCCAUUGGCUGCUAAACGGGCAAAGAUAGCACGUUCACGAAAUGACAAAAAGAGAAAAAGUUCUUCAAAGCAAUUUCGUGGAAAGAAAGCAUGGAAAUAGCUUUGUCAUAUUGCUUGGUUGGCAAUUUCCAUUCUGACGACUGGCUCAAGUGCAAAAGUGCUUGUUCUAUAUGCUUUUGCCAUAAUAAAGGAAGAGCUUACACUUUGUGAAUUGGCUUCUACCUGUGAUCACCAUUCAUUCCUCUACAGAAAAUUAAGACCGGUGAAUUUUCGUGAAGAUUCCCUCUUUAGUCAUGGUCAAGCAUAUGGUCUUAUCCUAUGUUUCAUGGUAGAGGUGUUACCAUGCCACUUGUUGGUUACUGGUACUUUAAUCUCAUCUGUGAUUGUCAUGAUCGUCCACCUCUGAUGAAAUUCUUUGCGGAGAAUUUGAGGGUAGCAUAAUUCUUUAUGAUAACAAAAAUGGGAUUCAGCAAUUUCAGUAUAUUUUCGUUGGAACCAAAAUGUUUAAUGAAUUAUACAUACAAUUGUUACUAGCAAAGGACGAACUGUUUGGCAGCAUUUAUGUGCCGUCGCUCGCUUCCGAGCAGCUAUGGAUUUGCCGUACCAUAGAAAAUUUAUCUUUAUGCCUGCACACGAUUAAAUGGAAUCGGAGCCAUUCAUUAUGAUA